AUGUUCAGUGGCAAUUUAUCAUUACUUCAAGGUUCAACUAAUCUUUGGUUACUCUGCGAUGGAUCAGAAGUGUCUCGUAGCACCUAUCAAGACUUAUUCAAGGUGAUUGGUGUUAUGUAUGGAUCAGGCAACGGCAUUGAUACCUUCAAUUUGCCUGAUUUUCGCUAUCGGUUUCCAUUGGGCAGUAAUAACAGCAAUGACAGUCAAUUGAUCUCUGGUGGUGAUUCGUCACGUAUGCUAACUGUGUCACAGGUGCCUCCACAUACUCAUACUCAAGGUACACUGCAAACACUUGUUAACGGUACUCAUACACACACAUAUAGUGAUCCAGGACACAAUCACGGAGGAUCAACAGGCAGUGCACGCUUUUCCAAUGGCAGUUCUUUAAUGACUUCUAAUUCGAAUGGUACGGCUAGUGAAUUUGGCAGUCAUCAACACACUAUUGCUACGGACUUCACAAAUAUUACCAUACGUUCAAGUGGAGCCCACAUGCAUUCAAUAACAGGUGCGACGAGUGUAACAGGUGGUGGACAGCCGUUUGAUAUUAUGCCGCCGUACCAAACAAUUCAUUUCAUAAUUCGAGUGUAA
Rotaria sp. Silwood1 is the source of this 588-nucleotide messenger RNA. NCBI's taxonomy places the organism in Eukaryota, Metazoa, Rotifera, Eurotatoria, Philodinida, Philodinidae. The record is from the annotation of a GenBank genome assembly.